AUGCAUGCAUUGACACAAGAACUCUGGCGACAGGAGCUGACACCAAGCAUGGUAGUCGAAGAUUCGACAGGUAGUGGAGAGGAUACAAUGAGCGGCGUGACCAGACUGGGCGUGUUAGGCAACCAAGCCUUACGUCCCCCAGGAGUGACUCCUCAAUCAACUCUCAAGCCGUUCGAUCUAUACCCUGGAAACAUUCCUGGUGAUACAAGGCCAAUGCGGGACACACAAAGCAGUCAACAUGAUAGUCAGCCUCGAGCCUCAGCGCCGUGGAUUUUUCAAAGAGCUCAGCAGAACAACAACCGUCCAUACCGGGCACACACCGCGGCCCCUGGCCUGACUCGUAGUUUCCAGUACAUUCAACAAUCUGGUCAUCCUCGGUGGCAAAAUCACAGACAAAUCCUCGCCAACAGACUCCAAAAGUAUUCGUUAAACGCCAACUUUCUGAGUGAAGGCAAGGGACCAUUGCACGACCAGCGAUGGGCAGGGUCCUACUGGGUUGGUGGCACCAAGAUUGGAUCGUCUGGAUGGUUCAUGUCCAAGGAUGGAGCCAAAGAGGACGCUGCAAGAGAUGCCCUUCUUUGGCUGAAUACCUACGGCUAUCACUAG
Molecule: messenger RNA, 606 nt
Organism: Serendipita indica DSM 11827
Lineage: Eukaryota; Fungi; Basidiomycota; Agaricomycetes; Sebacinales; Serendipitaceae
Source: the annotation of a GenBank genome assembly